Molecule: messenger RNA, 2446 nt
Organism: Neohortaea acidophila
Lineage: Eukaryota; Fungi; Ascomycota; Dothideomycetes; Mycosphaerellales; Teratosphaeriaceae
Product: actin-related protein, ARP5 class
Exons: 1
Coding region: 90-2345 (751 amino acids)
Biological process (GO): regulation of DNA-templated transcription
Cellular component (GO): cytoplasm; Ino80 complex
Source: RefSeq, a predicted model, not a curated record
GCCAAACCCGCCUUCUGCAAUUCCUUCGCCCUCAUCCUCCACAGACAUGAAGCGGCCUCACUACAGAUAACCCAUCCGGGCCAUCCAUCAUGCCUCACUACGUCCUACCCGUGCAGGCGCAAUCCGGCCGCAACUCGCCCAAGGCCCCACCUGCUCACAUCUACAAUGUCAGCGAUCCUCCAUACUCCGGACAGCUCCCGGCAGACGAGACAACCUACCGACGCAGCUCUCCCGACACUGCCAUCGUCAUCGACAAUGGCUCCUCAUACAUCCGCGCCGGAUGGCAGUCCGACUCCACCCCGCGACUCCAAUUCCCUCCGCUCAUGUCACGCUAUACAGAUCGCAAACUCAACCGCAAGCUGACAUUCAUCGGCUCCGAGAUCUACUUCGACGGAACGGCGCGCGGACAGGCAAAGAAUGUGUACGAGCCGGGGAGUAACAUUGUGAACAACUGGGAUGCGCAAGAGGGCUUGCUGGACUACAUCUUCAUCAAGCUGGGCAUUGACGGCGCGAAUGGCGUGGUCGAUCGGCCGGUCGUCAUGACGGAGCCCUUGGCCAACCUCCCGUACACGAGAAAGGUGAUGAGUGAGAUUCUCUACGAACUCUACUCCGUCCCCAGCGUGACGUAUGGCGUGGACAGCCUGUUCAGCUACAACUUCAACAAAGGCAAUACCGGCUUGGUGCUGAGUUCGGCGAAUAUGAGCACGCACAUGAUUCCCGUCGUCAAUCAGCAACCGCUUAUCAGCCAUGCCACGAGACUAGACUGGGGAAGGGCACAUUGUGUGGAGUUUCUGCAGAGGCUGCUACGAUCGAAAUAUCCCGGACUCCUAGCCUCGGGCAAGGUAAACGACACGCAGAUCGAGGAUCUUGUGCGAUCGAAUUGCUACAUCAGCCAAGACUACGACGAGGAAGCAUUGCAUCUACUGGACUGGACGGGGCUGGAAGACCGCGGAAAGAUCAUUCAAAUACCAUUCCAGGAGAAGGAAGUGGUGCAGAAGACCGAGGAGGAGAUCAGACGGGCGGAGGAGAAGCGUCGGGAGGGUGGUCGGCGGUUGCAGGAACAGGCAAGCAAGAUGCGGCUUGAAAAGCUCAUCAAGAAGGAGCAGGAGCUGGACUACUACAAGUCUCUCCAAGAGCGGCUUCCAGAUAUGACGAAGAAGGAUAUAAAGGCUUUAUUGGACGACGAAGAGUUCAGAGAUGAGGCGCAACUCGAUCGCAAGAUCAAGGAAAUGGAGAAGAGUAUCCGUCGACAACGCAACAAAGACGUUGGCGAUAUGGAAGAAGAGCCGGAGGAGCCGCCAACCUAUCCUCUGUUGGACGUUCCAGAUGAAGAGUUGGAUGAGGAAGGGUUGAAGCAGAAGAGAGCUCAGCGAUUACUGAAGAGCAACCACGAAGCAAGAGCUCGCGCAAAGGCGGAGAAGGUCGCGGAGAAAGCGCGGCAGGCUGAAGUGCAACGACUCGACGAUGAGAGAAGAGAAGCCGAUCUGGACGCGUGGGUGGAGGAGCGCCGAGCUGCACGACAAGCAGCAAUGCAAAAGAUCAGGGACCGAGAUCGGUUAAAGGCGGAGCUGGGAAAUCGCAAAUCCCAAGCCAGCCAGAUGCGCAUGAAACAUAUCGCCAAUCUGGCCUCCGACAAUCCAAACGGACGGAAACGACGGCGAGGCGGCACGGAUGAUGAUGGCUUUGGUGCCGAUGACGCGGACUGGAUGAUUUACCGUGAGAUCCAAGCGGGCCGGAACGACGACGAUGACGAUGACGAAGAGGAGGACCUUGGGGCACAGCUCAAGAACAUCGAAGCACAGCUCCUGAAGCACGAUCCGAACUUCACAGAGGAGAGCACGCAAGAGGCACGAUCAGACUGGACCAAGUCCUUGGUGCAUGCUUUCGUGCGCGGCCCAUGGCCAUUCGACGCCGAGAGUGCGAGGGAGAGCAAUCAAUUCCACCUCAACGUCGAGCGAAUCCGCGUUCCCGAAGUCGUCUUUCAGCCCUCCAUCGCUGGCGUCGACCAAGCGGGCAUUGUCGAAAUUGUCGAGAACAUUGUCAUGCAACGCCUCGCUGGCAACAACGCUCGUGAUGAUAUGCUGAAAGACAUCUUCCUCACCGGCGGCUAUGCGCUUUUCCAAGGCUUCGAAGAACGUCUGCGCACGGAGUUGCGAGCCGUGUUGCCCGCAGAGGUGCAAUUGGCUGUUCGCACGGCUAAGGACCCUGUCCUUGAUGCUUGGAAGGGCGCGGCGAGUUGGGCGAGGACGGGGGAGAGCAGGAAUGCGUUUGUCAGCCGCGAGGAGUACCUGGAGAAAGGCGGCGAGUACUUGCGUGAGCAUAACUUGGGCAAUGUCUUUACGUAGGGAGCAAUCCGUGCAUCUCUGCCGCUACUGUCUACUGAGCGUGGUAGGAACAGUAGGAAACAGAACGUGAUAGAUGUCAAAAGAGAAGUCAUGACGAGCGC